GGUGGGGGUCUUGAAAAGGCCUGGAGGGAGAAGAAGGAGAGAGGAAGAGCCAGGGAUGGAAGCAGGAGGAGCUGGUGUUGGCUAGGUGGGUUUCUCUCUUCCAUUCCCCCCCCCCCCCAAAAAAAAACCCAGGACUCUAGGUCUGCACCCACCUCUGCUUCACUCUGGCCACUGGCCCAUCACCCCCUUCAAUGCCCUUGACCCAAGUUCCUGGAAGCAAAGCAAACAACAUGCCCUACAGUGUCUGAUUGAGCAUCUCCGGGCCCACAAAUUAAAUUAAGCUCUCAGGACUGCCUGCCUUGUUACUGCUAAUGGCUCCAGCCUGCCCCCAACGGGUCCCUGUCCUGUCAAAAUUCGGGGGCCCUGGGCACCCUAUCUUGUUCCCAAACUUUAAUUGGCUCCUGGAGACCUCACACACAAUUGGAGGUGGUCACCCUCUUAUAGAGCACCCAGAAACUCGGGUUUCAGGGAGAGAGGCUUAAACUGUACGUCCCCUCUUCUGGGGAAGGCCCCUCAUAUCCUGGCUUCAGGGAAUAGUCACGUGUGGGCCCUUCAUUAGACUCUGCUAUAUAAGCGGAGGGCACAAGGUGGCCAGGAAUGCUCGGGGCAAGGAUCCAGCAAGCAGAAGCCAUGCUGACUGCAAUACUGAGCUGUGCCCUGCUGCUGGCACUGCCUGCCAUGGAGGGGGCCCAGAUGAGCUUGGCACCCCUGGAGGGCAUCAGAAGGCCUGACGAGGCCCUGUUCGCAGAGCUGUCAGACCUGGGCCUGAGGCGUGAGCUGAAGCGGACAGCUGUAGAACAGGCAGAAGAGGCUCUGCUGCAGGAGGCCAAGGACUUGGCAGAGGCGCUAGAUCCGGAAGAACGGGAGCCACGCUCCCUGCGUCGCUGCGUGCGGCUGCACGAGUCCUGUCUGGGACACCAAGUACCGUGCUGUGACCCAUGUGCCACGUGCUACUGCCGGUUCUUCAACGCCUUCUGCUACUGCCGCAAGCUGGGUACUGCCGUGAACCCCUGCAGCCGCACCUAACCGGUCAACGUCA
Messenger RNA from Myotis daubentonii (Daubenton's bat), 1039 nucleotides. RefSeq names its product agouti related neuropeptide (gene AGRP). The record is from RefSeq and is a predicted model, not a curated record. Gene Ontology annotation, cellular component: extracellular region. Gene Ontology annotation, biological process: hormone-mediated signaling pathway; neuropeptide signaling pathway; adult feeding behavior. Lineage: Eukaryota; Metazoa; Chordata; Mammalia; Chiroptera; Vespertilionidae. Gene Ontology annotation, molecular function: neuropeptide hormone activity; type 1 melanocortin receptor binding.